AGCGGUUGAAGUGUCAUCUGCUCGCCUCAGUCACUUUUCAGUUACAAAAGAGAUUGACAAUUCUUCAGUUCGUUGGUAACAUCUGUACUGAAAGGAUCUCCCUUUGUUUAUUUUUCGAAAAAUCAAAUAAAAAAAAAUUAAAAAAUUUUGUUGAAAUUUAAAAAAUUUUUCCGUGAUUGUGUUAUUUAUAAAAUUUAAUUAUGAAAUUCGAAUAAGCACACAAGCACAAUGAGCAUAACUACACCCUCGGAUAGUAUCGACAUAGCGGAAAGGGUAGAUGGAAAUCUGGAACAACCUCAGGCCAUCGAUCUGUCGAUGCGGAAAAAUGUCCACACUUCGGACGAAUUGAAUAAGAGUGGAAAUUCGGUGAAUGGUCGGAAUAAGAAUCGGAAGCGGAAACGACAUCACAACAACAACAAAAACAACAACAAAAAAUGGUGCAAGAAAUUCAAGCGGCAACCAUCUCAGCAGCAGCUGAUGCACAACAACAAAUCCGAUUUGGAGAAUUUACAAAAUGUGAAAAAUUCGAACAACAAUCGAAAGUACGGUGGCAUGGUGUACGGCGGUCAGAAGCAUCUGAAAUCGAUGAAUCAAUCGAUAUUCAAGAACAUUUCGCACCGUAACUAUCGCUGCAUAUCGUUGCCGGAUAAACGGCUACGGAAAGAGUUGAUCAUUCCGCCAACGAAAUUUCUGCUCGGUGGAAAUAUCUCCGAUCCGUUGAAUUUGAACAGCUUGCAGGACGAAGCAUUGGACACAUCGGAAAAUGCUGCCACACCAAAAUCGUCACCGAUCACGACACCGCCAAAAAUCGAAGUCAUCAUACCGCCAAACAUUUUCGAUCCUUUGCACCUGUUGCAACCAGUCGAUUCAGCUGAAUAUGAGAAGCUGCUUACUGCCCCCAUGAAGCGGAAGGUGAAACAUCGCAAUCGCAAAAAGAAACCACGAAAGCGGCACGAUUCGUCCUCGUCAACAGUGGUAUCAUCAGCAAAUAGCACAGCGAUCAAUAUGUCGUCAGAUACUUCAGAAUUGGUGAUAUUCACUGACGAUGAGCGUAUUUCCGAUGCUGAAAAGGAAUUUCAGGAUGAUAGGCCUACCAACCAAGCAUCCGCUCAACAGAGUACAGAACGGGAACGAUGUCCAAAGGAUUUACGCUUAGAUUUAGGAGUGGACAAUGACGGAAACUCAAGUCGCAAACGGAAGAAUUUCGAAUGUCCCAACAGUCACAAGAAAGUAAGAAGAAUGGACUCCAUGGAUAAAAUUGUGAGUCCAGUGAUUCCGCAGCCGGGUGCAUGGAAACGUGGUCCGAUAGCUCCACCGAUGGGAGCUCCGCGGAAUCGAAAUCGCGUAUCUUCAACAUCAACGAGUGACGAUGUUUUGACGGUCAAUUCUUUGGCGACAAUCAACGAAGACGCGGCCGCUACAGCCUCAACGCCAUCAACUCUGGCUCACUCGCCUACCGAAGACGUUUUACAGGCGGAAAAUAAACCGCCACCGAAACGAAGACCAGAGAAAUCAAAGUACCAGUACGGGAAUCACUGUUCGUAUCAGGGCUUCGCAGCUCUCACCGAUAAUAACGAUGUACGGCUUCGGGUCUUCAAACAGUAUCCGUAUCUGUUCCAGAACAAAGACAUUUUAGAUAUCGGUUGUCAUGCCGGUCACGUGGCUAUAGCGAUAGGCCGAAUGCUCAAUCCCAAAAGUGUGCUCGGUGUUGACAUCGCUUCGAAUUUGAUUUCCAUGGCUCAUCGCAACUUGUCGCUGUUUGUCCGAAUUCCAACGGAAAAAUCGACUAGUUCCGCAGCGUCGAAAACUAGCGAAACGAAUGCAACCACAACGUGCAAGAAAAAGAAGCACCACAAACGGGACCGAGCAAAGGUGUCGGGUUUCUAUCCGAUUUCGUUUGGCAUCACCUACAAAGGCAUUCCACGGAUUCCAGGUCUGCAGAGCAAGCAAAGCGAUGAUCAAAGUUCGACUGUGUCGGCGGAUGUGUUCCCGAACAACGUGAAUUUCAAGACAAUGAAUUAUGUCGAUAUGGACGAUGUAAAUGUGACGAACGAUACGCCACAGUACGAUCUCAUUGUUUGCCUGUCGGUGACGAAGUACAUUCAUCUGAAUUUUGGCGAUGCUGGAUUGAAAAGUGCAUUUAAGAAAAUGUUCAAUCAACUACGACCCGGCGGUAAACUGAUACUGGAAGCACAAAAUUGGGCGAGCUAUGAGAAAAGCAAAAACUUGACGCAAACCAUGUACAGCAACUACAAAAGCAUCGAGUUCUUUCCAAAUAAAUUCCAAGAAUUUCUACUGAGUACCGAGGUCGGAUUUAGUCAUACAUCCCUGUUGGCAGUGUUACGGCACGCAAAGGGAUUCAAACGAUCAUUGCAGCUCUACGUGAAAGGCGACUUUACUCCGUCACAAAUUUGCUGGUCAGACAGCCAUAUUCCUCAAACGCCAUACGAAGAACCCUCCUCCCACAUAUACCGCGCCUAUUAUGCUCAAAUGAGACGACCGCGAACGGUUCGCUCUGUCUGGCAGAGUGACACACUAGCGCACAUGAGUUCGCGAUUCACACCGCACGGUCUAUCAUCCACGUCCCAAUACUACAAUCCUCUGGAAACGGACAGCUACCUGCCCAGCUACGACAAUGAGAUCCAGACUCGGCAUUACUGCUUCGUAAGUCCACUGUAUUCGACGGUAUGGUCUCCACCAAGUGGCAGAAAGUCGGCAUCGCAAACGCCACUGUUUGGCAGCAUUCGAAAAGUGGACGACGGAGACGAAAAUCUUCGACCGCAUGUAUAUAUACCGACCGGUAACUAUGAUGGCCGUGAUAGUAGCCGUAGCAUCGACGAUUGCAGUCAAUCGCCGCAGACGAGUCACGUGUAUUCGGCAGCAACGCCAGAGAGUCGCAGCUGUCGGGAACCGGAUGCCGAUUAUUGUUCACCGAAAGGACAUGUUUACGCAACGGCAUGUGAUAACUCGUCGAGUCCGCAACAGUACAGUGGUGAAAGUUCUCGCAGUAUUGAAAUCGAACAAGAGGACAAUGUUGAAGAUAACUUGGCAGAUACUCAGGCUCGGUCGUUUAGUCUAUAAACUGUAAAUAAUUUACAGACACACAAAACCAACACACAUUCACUGCAAAGAA
Bradysia coprophila is the source of this 3133-nucleotide messenger RNA. RefSeq names its product bicoid-interacting protein 3 (gene bin3). The record is from RefSeq and is a predicted model, not a curated record. NCBI's taxonomy places the organism in Eukaryota, Metazoa, Arthropoda, Insecta, Diptera, Sciaridae. Gene Ontology annotation, molecular function: O-methyltransferase activity; snRNA binding; RNA methyltransferase activity. Gene Ontology annotation, biological process: snRNA modification.